GGCGGCGGCGCUGCCGGAGGCGGCGGCCGCGGGAGUGGGUGGUGGCGGCGGCGGCGGGGAGAGCGCGGGCGAUUGCCCUCACGCCCCCGUGACCUGCACCUCAAGGACUUCGAGGAGGAGAGAGGGUACGAAGCUGACGUUCCCCAGAGGCAGGCUCAAAGCUGCUGCACACAGCGAGAUGACAGCCAUCCUGGAGCGGAUCAGCACACUGUCCCUCAGUGGGCAGCAUCUCAGCCGUCUCCCCAGGCUGCUGGAGGAUGGCUUCCCCAAGAUGCCUUGCACAGUCAAAGAGUGUGAGGUGCCGCAGCUCUUCCGUGAGCCGUACAUCCACACUGGGUACCGUCCCACUGGCCAGGACUGGCGGUACUACUUUCUUAGCCUCUUCCAGAAGCACAAUGAGGUGGUCAAUGUAUGGACUCACCUCCUGGCAGCGCUGGCUGUGCUGCUGAGAUUUAAGACAUUCGUGGAGGCUGAGCAGUUACCCAUGGACGCAUGGUCCUUGCCUUUGCUCAUCUUUGUUCUCUCCUCUGUCACCUACCUGACCUGCAGCCUCUUGGCCCACUUGCUGCAGUCCAAAUCGGAGCUAUACCACUACACCUUCUACUUCGUGGACUAUGUUGGAGUCAGCAUCUACCAGUAUGGUAGUGCCCUGGCUCAUUUCUACUACAGCUCUGACCAAGCCUGGUAUGACAAGUUCUGGCUUUUCUUCCUGCCGGCAGCUGCUUUCUGUGGCUGGCUGUCUUGUGCCGGCUGCUGCUACGCGAAAUACCGGUACCGACGGCCUUACCCCAUCAUGAGGAAGAUGUGCCAGGUGAUCCCAGCCGGGCUGGCGUUCAUCUUGGAUAUUAGUCCUGUUGCUCACCGGGUGAUUGUGUGUCAUCUGGGGGGCUGUGAGGAAGAUGCUGCUUGGUACCACACAUACCAGAUACUGUUUUUUCUUAUCAGUGCUUAUUUCUUCUCCUGCCCAGUCCCUGAGAAGUACUUCCCUGGAUCCUGUGAUAUCGUUGGCCAUGCCCACCAGAUCUUCCACACCUUCCUGGCCAUCUGCACCCUAUCACAGCUGGAGGCCAUUCUUUUGGAUUACAAGAGCAGGCAGGAGAUUUUCCUGAAGAGACAUGGGCCUUUCUCUGUUUAUCUCUCCUGCAUCUCUUUUUUUGGCCUGGUGGCUUGUAGUGCUGUCACAGCUUACAUCCUGCGAUGCAGGAUCAAGGCCUGCCUGGCUAAAAAGGACUCCUGAGCGUCACAAACAUGAUGGGCAUGACAUCACCGGGGUGGUGAAAAUCAAGGAAAGGGGCAUAACAUAUUAGAGACAUAACUGUCUUAUUUGCCUAACAUGCUGUGACUAACAGGACCCUGGACUCAGGUGGAGGGCUGGAGAUUUCACGCUGGCUGCAUUUUCAUAGCAGGGACUGCCUUUUGCCAUCCAGGGGGAUGUGGAGCAUUUUAAGCCAGAACAAGUCGCUUAACCAAGGAUGCUGGAAUAGGCAGAGGUUUCUUGUUCAUUCCAGUAAACCUGUGGGUGAUACCUUGCUGAAUGUCAUGGAGGGCAGCGUGAAGGCUGUGAGACUGUAGAAGGGUCUGCCAGGGCUCACAACGCAGUGGAGAAUGCACCACGAAGACCACAGCUGGAUGUGAUAACCUCUCUGGGUUUUGCCAUCUCUGCUAUCUGUGGGAGACCUGUUACUAUCAAAGGCAGUAGCAAGGUUUCAGGAGGAGUCUACAUUUCUAGGGUUCAACUGCAAGGGUAUGUGUGGCACUGUGGCUGGUAUAGUCCUUUUCCUGCUCCAGCUGGGCUAAGCCAGGUUCUCUUUAUGGCCCCUUUGUCAAGUGCCUCAGUGCCAGGUUGCUGAGGUGGCUUUGGCAAAGCAUGUUUGGAGAUGUAGGCCUGACCUGGGGUCCUCUAGCAUGCACUGGGUCUGAACCUGAGCCCUGGGUCUGCCAGUGACUGUUGUAGGUCCAGCACAGGUAGAGAUGUUAGGUCAGCUCCAUCUUUUCUUUCUGCAUGACUGCACCAUCUGCAGUGGAGCUGCUCAUGAAAACUAAGGAGUCAGGCUCUCCCAAGGAUUAAUAAAAGGAGAUGGGGUCUUCCUCAGCAGUCUGAAUUUAACUUGAGGUAGUGGCAGUGCUGAUGGCUAUUUGGUAACCUACAAGACAUGUCAUCAGAGGCUCCUCAUUUCCAUUUUAAGUGUUUAGUUGCCUUUGAGGAGCUGGGCCUGGGUUAGGUCGGAGGCGGUUUUGAGCCUUCCUCAGUAGCAGUCAGUGGCAGAGGCUGAGCACCCCUGAGGCUGUCAGCAUUCAGGACACUGGCCCCAGGAGGGAAGAUACUUUUGAUGCUUGGUGCAUAAUUUUGGCUGCUUGUGUGACAGGUUCAUGCAUUCCUGCAUAGACUGGCUGUAUCAUCUGUCUAGGGAGUCUGACUGACCUCCAACAAUGUCCAUGGAGUGUAGAGUAACUUGGGUGUGACCUGUCUGAUAUGGGAAAGUCUCUGGGCCCUGGACUUCCAACAGCCUUACUAUGGUCAUGGCCAAAAGGGUAUGAAAGUGAAGUAGUCCUUAUUCCCCUCAUAAUGGGGCUUUCAGGACACCAAGCAGUCCUCAGUGGGCCUUAUGGGAAAGCUGACCUUGAAGCUUCAGGAUUGCUUUUCUCUGUCCGAUGGAGUUGUGAAUCUGGCAUGUUUUUGUCAGCACUAGACGAAGGUAGAAUAGCAAAAGGGAGGAGGAAGGUUACAGCAUUAGUGUCGUAUGCAACCUUGGGAUAGGUUUGUCCCUGAGACUUGGUGAUUCCUGUGUGGAGCAGCAAAGAUAGUGGUCAAGGAUACUUAAUGUCCAUGGGUCACUCCUGUCAAAGGUGUAGCAAGGGUUGCUUUACUGUUUCUUCCACUAGGUGAGUCUCUUCUGUGCUUGCUUGUGGCAAAUACCAGAUAUGGAGCCACACUGUUGCACUGAAGCUGGUAGCAUUUGCAGGACAGGAUGCUCAGAGCCAAUGCAGAGAUGUGGUCCCCCACAGCCUAGACACCUACUGUUUGACACACUGCUUGCUUUCUAUAGUAAACCCUGGCACAGCUCUUCCCAGCUAUACCCUGUGCAAGACCUGCAGCCUCAAAAAACAUCUGGCAAAUUCCUAGGAGCUAUAAAUCUUUGCUGAAAGCAAGGAACCCAUGGGAUCUAUUCCAGCCACAGAUUUGUCUCACUGAAUCCAAGGGCAGGCAGAUGAAUUGUGAUUGCUGGUUCUGAGCAGGCGGACCGUAGGGUUGGAGAUAUGAUUUGUCAUGACAAGCACUGAUUUCUGCACUUGAUCUGUUUUUUAACCAUUGAGGGAUGUGUGUGUUUGUGUAUGUGCGUGUGCACAUGAUUUAUUACACAGAGAGGCUUUGCCUUUGGCUUUUAUAUCUUCAGAGCCUCCUAGUUGGGUCAAGAUUAGCCUGAAGGAAACAGUGCUAUGCUGCUGGAGGAGCAAAGUGGGCCAGACAACAGUGUCUCUGAAAACAGAUCUAUUAAUAGGUGCUUUGCUGUGUCCUGUGUUUUGCAGACAGAUUUGAAAUUCAUGUCCCUACUGACAAAUUAAAUAUGAAGGGAGAGGGAAGCAAGUUUGGAGUACAGGAGAAGAAAUCAUAGGAAAGCCUUCAGGAGGUCAUCUAGUCCACCCUUUCUCAUCACUCUAGGCCUCCUGUUUUACAUCCAGUCCAGCUGAGAAAUUUCUUACUUCAUUUCCUACAGUGCAUUUUGACAUUACAGUGCUGAUCUAACAGCAGAUUUGCCUCAGGGGUGUGGCAAGUGGAGAUGGUCCCACUUAAACCUCAUCAUACCCCUUCCCAUGCACAGAAGCUCAUCUCACCUCAGAGCAAGCUGGUGCCAGGAGACAGACCAGCAGAAAACAAAUCCUACUGAAAAAACCGUCAGUAAUUUUCUGCUGGUUUUAACUUUCAGCCAGCUCAUUUGGACAACACUGCUGCCUGCAGGGAAGGGCUGGAGUGGAGGCCAGCAGCAGUUCCUCCUUGCACAGCAGCUGGUUGCUCAGCUAGCUUAGCUGCCCUGAUGGUCUUGCUCCCUCCAUGGUCUCUGUGGGUCUUCUCCCAGUUUGGGGAAAGACUUCCAGCGGGAGCAGUGCUUUUUCUCACAGCCCGGUUUGCCUUGCUUUUGCGGCGGUAAAGCAGAAUAAGCCACUGAGUGUGGGUCUGGCUGGACAGUACCAGUGGGCUCCUGUGCAAGAAGGCAAGUAAACCAGGCUGGUCCAGAGCUCCUUUCGGGGCUGAAACUGAGAGGGAGUGGGCAUCGCUGCUAAUAGCAAACCCUGCUCUGCUGCUACCUAGAGUUACACUGGAACCAAAGGAAGGGGUCAUCCAGGCAUUUCCUUCUCUAAGGGUUUGAAAAUAGAUGACGUGUCCUGCCCUUGUCAAAGGAGGAUGAGUACAGUAAUGCUGUCUAGUUCAGAGGCAGGGAGAGCAGGUGCCUGCAUGGCUUUUCUGAGGUAUUUCUCUUUCUUCUUUCUGUGUCUUCUCUUCCCUGGUCCAGCAGAAGUGACAGUGUGUCAGUGGUGGUGUUUUUACAUAUUCUCAUGUUACCCCUCAGGUGAAGCCACUCAUGUCCCCGUGCAGCCCUGCACUCAGACCUGGAGCUGACCUCCUGGUUAUUAUGAUGGGUUGAUUUAGCAGGGAACUGCAAUAUGGAUCGCUGCUGCUGUGAGGAUGCACCCUUGUGUCACAAGGGGCUCACCAACACUGGAGAUUUCUUCAUCCUUGUCUCCAUCCUCCUCCUCUUCCUCCAACCAGCUUAGUUCUUUCCCUCAUCCCCGGAAUUCAUCCUUGUGCCUUAUGCACCUGGCUGCCUACCUGGGCAGACUCCAUAUACUGUGCAGUCUCCUGCACCUCAGCUGGGCCGGGACUGGAAAGUGGCUGCCAGUUCCCUCCUGAAAGCCUUGCUGUUGAUUUGGGGGAGACCAGGGCUGGGUCAGAGAGAGAAAAAAGGCUGCUGUGAUAAACUCUCAGCUUGUCCAAGAGCCUCUCGAGGCCUUUUCCUUGGGCUUACUGCUUGGAGCACACCUCCUUCCAUCCUGGUGUUCCUCUAAGGAGGCAAGGCUGGGAGAGGUGUACCAGAGGCAGGGUUUGGUGAACAGCUGACCACCAAAGGUUAAGCACAUCUGAGAUCCUGAAGGGACCAAGGUCCUAAACCUCUCCCCCAGGAAUCUCUGGUCCUGAGACAGUAUUUUUGCAGAUCUUGCAACCUGGAUCUGUAGAGGACAACUCCUGAGAAUUCAUCCCGAUGUGCCUUAUGCUAUUCCUUUUCAGGAUUCAUCCUGAAGGAACCUGAGGCUCACAGGCAGCCUCUGCUGUCUGCCGGUCCAUGGGUGCUCUUAACUGCUGAUAGCCACUGACAGAAUUUGCUUGGUGUACAGAGCAGAAGGGGAGGAUGGAGAGAGGUGCCUUAAACUUGUAUUUAUGCCUAAUGAUUUGUGUAACAAGGCAAGGACAGGUUCCUCAUGUGCCUUGUAAUUUACGUCUUUUACUGACAAGAUUAUUUUUAAGCACUGUUUGUUACUAAACAGAAAUACAAAAGAACUUGUAUUUUUCUCCCUGGGAACAGGGAAGGGUAUGAGUUUUAGAAAUUAACCACCCCCUUCCCAACUUCCCUCUGCUGACUUUGUGUUGUUGAAAACAUUGAUAAUAUUUUAAGCUUUGUACUGUACUGAUCAUUAUUUAAAAAUUUUAGUGAAAAAAAAAAGAAAUCUGUAAAAGCAUAACGAGUGGUGUGGUGUGAAAUUCCCAAAUGCACAACUACAGAAGGUUAUGAAUCAUUAGGAAGAAAAGUGGAUAAUAAUUACAGAGUGGAUAUAUUAGACUGGGUAAUAAUUAUAACAGUAAUGAACAAUAGGGUGUGGUUUUAGCUGUGCAUCUCAAAGCACUUUCCAGGUUUCAUGGUAACUCUGUGAUUGCAUUCCCUUUUCACAAGGAAGGUGCAGAAUGGCUGCUCUGACACUGCUUAGAGGGAUUUAAGUUCAUUAUCCACAAAAGUCCGUGGGUGUCCAGUUUUCCUUAAUUUCUAUCAGAGGUGAGCAUCUACUCAUUUGGUGGCCUGGCACCAAAGCAGUGCAGCUUUAGUGGCCAAGCAAUGAAUACAAGUGCCUGUUCAAGCACAACAUUUCAGUGCCUGCUUAAAAUUAAACCGAAGGGACACAACCAUUGAUGGACAGAAGGAUAUCAGUGAGUCAGAUGAGCUUACAUGAAAUAAACCUAGAACUUCUGUUCUUCUUGCUGAUAGCUGUGCAGAAUCACAGAAUAGCUGAGGUUAGAAGGGAGGCUAUCUGGCUCUGCUCAAGCAGGGCCACUUAGAGCCAGUUACCCAGGACCAUGUCCAGACAGCUGUUGAAGAUGUCAAAGGGUGGAUACUCUACAACUUCUCUGGGCAACCUGUGCCAGUCACAGUAAAAAAGUGUCUCCUGAUAUUCAGAGGGAACUCCUGUGUUUCAGUGUGUGCCCACAGCCUCUGGUCCUGGCAUCAGGCACCACUGAAAAGAGCCUGGCUGUGUCCUCUUUUCACCCUCCCCAUGUUCUGUGUAACCAGCUCCCAAAUCUUGCCAAGCAAUGGGCCCACAUUUUUCCUAGUCAUCCUUUUGUUACCUAUGUACCUAUAGAAGCUCUUCUUGUUGUCUUUGACAUCCCUAGCCAGAUUAAAUUCCAGGUGGGCUUUGCUUUCCUAACCUUGGAAAUGGAUGUUCAGAUAAUGUCUCUGUAUUCCUCUGUAUCCAUGUACUUGCUUUCACUCUCUGUAUGCUGCUUCUGUGUUUGAACUUUGCCAGGAGCUCGUUGUUUAUCCACGCAGGCCUGCUGGCAUUUUUGCCCAGCUUCCUGCUCACUGGGAUGGACUGCUCUUGAGCUUGAAGGAAGUGAUCCUUGAACGUCAGGCAGAUUUCUUGGGCCCCGCUCCUCCCCAGGCCUUAUCUCAUGGGACUUUACCAUGCAGGUGGAAGUCUUUGAAGAGGCAAAGUCUGCUCUCCUGAAGUCCACGGUUAUAAGGUUGCUUUUUACCCUCCUCUCUCCCCUCAGGAUCUCAUGGUCACUGCAGCCAAAGCUGUCUUUGACCUUCACAUCCCCAAUAAGCCCAUGUUAGUGAACAUGAUGCCCAGCAAAGCACCUCUCCUUGAUGCCUCCUCUGUCACUUGGAGGAGGAAGUUACCAGCACUGCACUCCAGGAACCUCCUGGAUUGCUUUAUGCCCUGCUAUGUUGUCCCUCCUAUCUGCCUGUAGAAGACCUUAUGCACUUGUUAUUUCUGGUUAGGCAGCCUAUAGCAGCCACUUGCUACAUUGUCACCCACAUUGGUCUUCUCUUUAAUCCUUACCCAUAAGCUCUCAUUUGGCUCAUCACCCAGGCAGAGCUCCAUGCACUCCAGCUGUUUUCUUACACGAAGGGCAGCUUCCCCUCCUCAUCUCCACCUGUGCUUCCUGAAGAGCCUGUAUCCCUCCAUUGCAACACUUGAGUCGUGGGAGCCAUCCCACAUCAUCUUCGUGAUCCCAGCAAGAUCGUAGCCCUGCAGCUGCACACAGAUCUCUAACUCCUCAUGCGUGGUCCCCACACUGUCUGCAUUACUGUACACGCAUUUCAGAGAGACAUGAAUCUCAUCAGCAUACUGAUUUCCCAGACUGGGUUUUGGGGAUUUCUCCAUACUGGUGCCUUCCAGGCACGUCCUUGCUUACAUGCAAGUGCUGAAGAUGACCCCGCUUAAGUCCUGUUCUGUUUGAUUUUGUGGUCCCUUUCUGUCACAUUACUCUGUGUGUCCUCUGCUUAUCAGCCCUGUCCAUCGCUCCAUGACAGGGCUACUGGUAACUCUUUCACAUGUCUUCACUAGUUUAAACCCUCUUUAUGGGGAGGAUUGCGUGUGAUCAUGUACAUACCCCUUCCCCCAGGAUGUACACUUGGUGUGAAUUUCAGUCCUCUGAAAAAUCUGCUCUUUUCCCGUCUAUUACCACUACACUAAUAAUUUUAAUUAUUACUUCUGACUGUAACAUGCAGACCAAGGCUUCUGUACUGUUGUGUUUCUACCCACCAGAGGGCGAGAUGUCUUCAUCUGUGGCCGAAGAGGCCUCCAGUGCCACGAAAGCAGAGCCUCAUAAAGACUUCCUUUUCCCUUUCAGGAGUAGACAGUAGGGGAUAUAGGAGGCUAAAGAGGCUUGUCUUAACCUUGGCAAGUCGGACUUGCAAAUACAGAAAUUGAUAUCAAAGAUGCAGCUGAAUCCAGAUCUUCUGAGUUCCGCUUUAAUUCCUCAUUCCCCAUUUCUCCUCUCUAGUGCUUUAUGGUCAUUAUUUCAAAGUACCAGCUUCUGCUAUGGCUUUGCUUAAUCUCCCUUAAAACACACAGGAGGAAUGUACUGGGACCACAGUCUUCCAAUCCUGUCCCUGCUCACAUUCAGAGCCUAAGGGCCUACUUCGUGACCCUGGACAAGUCCCCUGGCCUUAGUUCCCCACUCAUGCAAAGAGCAGGACAGCAGCACCCCUGUCCCAUUGCGAGCUGUGCACAGGGGUACUCUGCCACACAGCUGUUAAAAAAUUGCUGUCAUUCUCCUAGAGGAUGACCCAUAGCCCAUGGAGGCAAGUUUCCUUCUCUGAGAAAGGCCCUGGUCUUUGCUAAGUUCAGGAAACCUGCUAAACAGUGCUUGGAUAUCACAGCAUGAGAAAUCAAAGAGAGUGCUUCGGUGCCAGCACCUGCAUCUGAGUCAGCAGUCACAUUAGCAGCUUGCUGUCUUUCAGAUCCAGCUCUUUCAGCCCUACUUGGCCUUCAC
Molecule: messenger RNA, 8770 nt
Organism: Falco peregrinus (peregrine falcon)
Lineage: Eukaryota; Metazoa; Chordata; Aves; Falconiformes; Falconidae
Gene: PAQR8
Product: progestin and adipoQ receptor family member 8
Exons: 3
Coding region: 179-1237 (352 amino acids)
Biological process (GO): response to steroid hormone
Cellular component (GO): plasma membrane
Molecular function (GO): steroid binding; nuclear steroid receptor activity
Source: RefSeq, a predicted model, not a curated record